AUGUAUGUCAAUAACCCUGUACCCGUGCCAAAAGGCACGCCAGAGUACGAGGCCAAGCGUGCUGCUGUUCUCAAAGCACUCGCCGACAAAGUGCCCGCAGAGUUCUGUCUGGGUCCCGAAUUCUUCAAAGACACUCCUCUCGAUGUCAGCAAGAUCCCUGCUGCCUGUGGUCUACUCACAGACGAGGAAGUAGCCAUCACUGAAGGCUAUGAUGCAACUGGCCUUGCUGAGGCUAUCGCCAGACGCAAGUAUACUUCUGUGGCUGUUGCGAGAGCCUUUUGCAAGCGUGCAAUUAUCGCACACCAGCUUACCUCCUGUCUUACGCAGUGGUAUUAUGAUGAGGCUAUCCAGCAGGCUACGAAACUGGAUGAGUAUCUAGCAGAGCAUGGCACCACGAUAGGUCCACUCCAUGGUGUCCCCGUCAGUGUCAAGGAUCAUGUUCCCUUAGCUGGCACGUUCUCGUCAUUGGGCAUUCUGGCUACAGCCGAGUACGACCAGCAUGACUCUCCGCUUCCAGCGGUCCUUCGCAAGGCCGGCGCUGUCUUUUACUGUAAGACAAACCAACCCCAAGCUCUGAUGCAUGGCGAAAGUGACUCGCCUUGGGGCCGCGCCUUGAACCCGUACAACACCACUUUGACACCUGGAGGUUCCAGUGGUGGUGAAGGAGCCUUGAUUGCUAUGAAAGGCUCGAUUCUCGGCAUUGGAACCGACAUUGGAGGCAGCAUCAGAAUCCCUGCAGCGUUCAGCGGUAUCUAUGGAUACAAGCCAACAAGUGGCAUCCUGUCAACGAGAGACAUGGUACAUGUGCCUAUGGUAGCUGAACUUACUAUCUUGGCCAACGCCGGUCCCAUGUGUCGAUCAGCACGCGACAUGGAUCUCUUCAUGCGUGUUCAGCUUGAUGCCAAGCCGUAUAUCAGAGAUCUGACUUUGGUCCCCACGACUUGGGCUGGUUUGUCGACCCAGCUGGGUGUCACCCUUGGCCGCCCGCUCAAAGUUGGCAUCAUGACACACGAUGGCUUCAUCCAGCCUCAACCACCUCUCAAGCGUGCCCUGUCGUGGGCCAGUACCCUGCUGUCAGACCCUCGGCUAUCAGGACUUAUCGAGAUCAAGUCAUUCUUGCCUUAUGGUGUCAAACAGUGCUGGGAUGAAAUCAGGCAAGCCUACUCUCCUGACGGCGGCAUUCCAACUCAUGAUGCUAUUCUCGCAACAGGCGAGCCAAUCUAUCCUCUGACCGAAUGGAUCUGGAGGCCUGUUGCGCCCAAGGGAAUGCUAACUGCUGGUGAAAUGGCUUACGUACGCAAAGCAUGCCUCGACUUCCGACAUUCCUUUGCAGAGGAUUGGGAGCGUCAGGAUGUUGAUGUUAUCCUUUGUCCCACUGGCGUCGGGCCGGCUACGACUCACGACACAAACUUCUAUCUUAUGUAUACAGCUCUGUGGAACUAUCUCGACUGCCCCGGCUUGGUAUUUCCUACGGGGCUCAAGGUUGAGGAGGGUGAGAAAUACGACGCGGAUUAUAAGCCGUUAGGACCUGAGUGCGCUCACGUGAAGGAACUCUGGGAGAGUGGUAACUUCCAAGGGGCACCUAUCAACCUUCAGCUUGUGGGGAGGAGGUAUCAUGACAAUCAGCUGUUCGGAGCUUUGAAGCUUCUCCAGGAUGCUCUUGGACUUGAAUGAGUGUUGUAAAGGGGUAACGAAAUACGUGUGCAUAUAUUUCUAGUUGCC
Fusarium oxysporum Fo47 is the source of this 1722-nucleotide messenger RNA. RefSeq names its product amidase signature domain-containing protein. Bases 1 to 1674 code for a protein of 557 amino acids. NCBI's taxonomy places the organism in Eukaryota, Fungi, Ascomycota, Sordariomycetes, Hypocreales, Nectriaceae. The record is from RefSeq and is a predicted model, not a curated record. The transcript has a single exon.